Cuscuta campestris is the source of this 4037-nucleotide messenger RNA. The record is from the annotation of a GenBank genome assembly. Lineage: Eukaryota; Viridiplantae; Streptophyta; Magnoliopsida; Solanales; Convolvulaceae.
GAGACCGUCCAAAAGACCGAACUAGCGAACUAGUCUUCCAAAUGACCGGUCGAAUCCACGGUACGGGUGAUUCUCGAAUUGGAAUCAGCCCGGACCAGAAUGUCCACCCACCGUCCGACGCGACUCUUCAUCUUCUUCUCAGCCCAUCUUGUCAGAUCCCUGACAAAGGCACCCCCCACCAUUUCUCUGCCAUGCUAAUUAAGAUGAAAAAGAUGGGAUUUUCACGUGUCCCCCAUAACCUUGUUGGGUUUGUUCUUCAUUACUUAUUCCAGUGGUGCGUGGGACCCCCUGGAAGGAUCAGAUGGAGGCUCUGAUCAUAUGCAUUUGGUGGAGUGAGAUCUGAGCUUUUUCCAUUAAGGGCUUGUUUGGGCAGUCCUUAAAUUUAUUGGCUCAUGAUUCUAUUGUAGUUGUGAAGGAUUUCUUCUAAAAGCUCAACACUUUCUCUGGGAUCUUAAGAUUCUUGGCAGUGUUGAAGAAACAGAUUUUAGUUGCAAUGUCAUCUUCACCACCAAGUCAGUGUUCUAGCAACACAGCAAGAUCGAAGCACAGGGCCAGGAUCAUUGCACAGACGUCCAUAGAUGCAAAGCUUCAUGCAGAGUUUGAGGAGUCUGGUGAUUCCUUUGAUUACUCGAGCUUAAUCCGGGUCACAAGUGUGAAUAGCAAAGAGCAGAAACCAAGGCCUGACAAUGUAACCACAUCAUAUCUCCAUCAAAUCCAAAAGGCCAAAUUCAUCCAGCCGUUCGGCUGCUUGUUAGCCCUGGAUGAAAAAACCUUCAGAGUCAUAGCAUUCAGCGAGAACGCCCCUGACAUGCUAACUGUGGUCAACCAUGCCGUUCCAAGCAUGGGGGAUCAUCCGGUUCUCGGUAUUGGAACCGAAAUUAGAACCAUUUUAACCGGUCCGAGUGCAACAGCUUUGCAGAAGGCCUUUGGAUUUGGAGAGGUUUCUUUGUUGAAUCCCAUCCUAGUUCACUGCAAAACCUCUGGGAAGCCAUUUUAUGCCAUUGUUCAUAGGGUAACUGGUGGCCUAAUAGUUGACUUUGAGCCUGUGAAACCAUGUGAAGCACCCAUGACUGCUGCAGGAGCUUUGCAAUCAUAUAAGCUUGCAGCAAGAGCCAUUGCACGCUUACAAUCAUUGCCGAGUGGCAACAUGGAGAGGUUGUGUGAUACUAUGGUCCAAGAAGUGUUUGAACUGACGGGUUAUGAUAGGGUGAUGGCUUAUAAGUUUCAUGAUGAUGAUCAUGGUGAAGUUGUUUCUGAGACAACCAAACCUGGCCUUGACCCUUAUCUGGGCUUGCAUUAUCCAGCAACCGAUAUCCCUCAAGCUGCACGGUUUUUGUUCAUGAAGAAUAAGGUCAGAAUGAUCUGUGAUUGCCAAGCAAAACAUGUGAAAGUAGUUCAAGACGAGAAGCUUCCGUUUGAUUUAACACUUUGUGGGUCCACACUUAGGGCACCCCACACUUGUCAUUUACAGUACAUGGUGAACAUGAAGUCGAUAGCGUCACUUGUAAUGGCAGUAGUGAUAAAUGAUGGGGAUGAGGAAGGGGAUAGUAAGAGGAAAAGGUUGUGGGGUUUAGUAGUGUGUCACAACACAACUCCACGGUUUGUUCCUUUUCCACUUAGGUAUGCUUGCGAGUUUCUUGCACAGGUGUUUGCCAUUCAUGUGAACAAGGAAAUAGAAUUGGAAAACCAGAUUGUUGAGAAGAACAUUCUGCGAACCCAAACGCUCCUUUGUGACAUGUUGCUUAGGGAUGCUGCUUUAGGGGUUGUGUCUCAGAGUCCCAACAUGAUGGAUCUUGUCAAGUGCGACGGUGCUGUUUUUCUGUAUAAGAAUAAGAUACAUAGAUUGGGAACCACCCCAUCCGAUUUCCAAUUACACGAUUUAGUCUCUUGGCUUUCGGAGCACCAUAUGGAUUCCACUGGUUUGAGCACAGACAGCUUGUAUGAUGCUGGUUUCUCAGGGGCAGUUUCUCUUGGGGAUGCAAUAUGUGGGAUGGCUUCUGUGAGAAUAUCUGAAAAGGAUUGGCUUUUCUGGUUCCGGUCCCACACCGCGUCCGAAAUCCGUUGGGGAGGUGCAAAACAUGAAAGGAGUGAGGAGGAUGAUGGUAGAAAAAUGCAUCCAAGGUCAUCGUUUAAAGCCUUUCUUGAAGUUGUUAGGACAAGGAGUUUGCCUUGGAAGGACUACGAGAUGGAUGGCAUUCAUUCUCUGCAGCUAAUAAUGAGAAAUGCCUUCUUCAAGGAGGAAGAGGAGGUGGAGGGUUCAAAUGGAAUUGCUAUCCAAACGAAACUGAAUGACCUCAGGGUUGAGGGGGGCAUGGGGGAACUUGAAGCCGUGACGAGUGAGAUGGUUCGCCUGAUUGAGACGGCCUCUGUCCCAAUAUUGGCUGUCGGUGUUGAUGGGCUGGUGAAUGGGUGGAAUCAGAAGAUUGCGGAUUUGACCGGUCUAACCGUUGACGAAGCCAUUGGGAAGAAAUUGCUUACACUUGUGGAAGACUCUUCAGUUCAAACUGUGAAAAAGAUGCUGAGUUUGGCAUUGCAGGGGAAAGAAGAAAAGAAUGUGCAGUUUGAGAUAAAAACGCAUGGGGCAAGAUCAGAAUCUGGCCCGAUCAGCCUAGUCGUGAACGCUUGUGCCAGCAGGGAUGUUCAAGAAACUGUGGUGGGUGUCUGUUUCAUAGCACAGGAUAUAACAGGGCAAAAGACCGUUAUGGACAAGUUCACAAGAAUCGAAGGAGAUUACACUUCCAUUAUCCAAAACCCCAAUCCUUUGAUCCCCCCUAUAUUUGGAACCGACGAGUUCGGUUGGUGCUCCGAAUGGAAUUCAGCAAUGACUAAGCUCUCAGGGUGGCGUCGCGAUGAGGUCAUUGACAAGAUGGUUUUGGGCGAGGUUUUCGGGACCCACAAUGCAUGUUGUAGACUCAAGAACCAAGAGGCUUUUGUGACACUCAGUGUUGUGCUGAACAAUGCUAUAACUGGUCAGGAGUCUGAUAAGACCGCGUUUGGUUUCUUCACAAGGAAUGGGAAACAUGUGGAGUGCUUACUCUCAGUGACCAAAAGAUUGGACAGAGAGGGUUCUUCUGUCACAGGGCUGUUCUGUUUCCUGCAGUUGGCAAGCCAAGAACUGCAACAAGCCCUUCACUUUCAAAGAAUCUCAGAGCAAACUGCGACAAAGAGGUUGAGAGUGUUGGCAUACUUGAGAAAACAGGUCAAAAAUCCUCUUUCUGGGAUCAUGUUCUCUGGAAAGAUGAUGCUUGAAGGGACGACCGGUUUGGGAAAAGACCAGAUGAAGAUAUUGCAUAUUAGUGAUCAGUGUCAGCAGCAGCUCGGUAAAGUUCUUGAUGACACGGAUCUUGAUCGCAUCAUCCAAGGGUAUUUGGAUCUAGAGAUGGUUGAGUUCAAACUUGAUCAAGUGUUGGUUGCUUCAAUCAGUCAAGUGAUGGCAAAGAGCAAUGGGAAAUGUUUGAGGAUAACUAAUGACAUGUGUGAGAGUGUUGUACAUGAAACAUUGUAUGGAGACUCUCUAAGGCUUCAACAAAUCCUUGCCGAAUUUUUGUCAGUAGCCGUGGAUUACACCCCGAGGGGAGGCCAGCUUGAUCUUUCAUCUGCAUUAACCAAAGAUCUUUUGGGAGAAUCCGUUCGUCUUGCCCGUUUGGAAUUACGAGUGAGACACAGCGGGAGGGGGGUGCCGGAAGAGCUGUUGGCCCAAAUGUUUGAAAGCAAUGCUGAUGUGUCAGAGGAGGGAAUUGGGCUUCUUGUAAGCAGAAAACUGGCGAAGCUCAUGAAUGGGGACGUUCAAUACCUCAGGGAGGCCGCCGCCGCCGCCGGGCAUUCCACUUUCAUCAUAUCCCUCCAACUUGGAGUUGCUGAUAAGCUAAACCCCAAUAUUGUAUGAAGCUAUAUGAUUGAUUUUAGGCAUCAAAGAUCUUAGACCUAGUUUGGUAGUAAUAGUAGUUUGUAAUAACAUGUAGUGUGAUUAUGUGAUGCCAAAAAUCACAAAUGUUGUUCUAUAAAUGCAAUGCUACUAAUAAAAUAUGCUCUGCCUU